Aphanomyces invadans is the source of this 342-nucleotide messenger RNA. RefSeq lists its product as hypothetical. The coding region runs from base 1 to 342 and encodes 113 amino acids. The record is from RefSeq and is a predicted model, not a curated record. The transcript has 2 exons. Gene Ontology annotation, molecular function: nucleic acid binding; zinc ion binding. NCBI's taxonomy places the organism in Eukaryota, Oomycota, Saprolegniomycetes, Saprolegniales, Verrucalvaceae.
AUGGUGUUUGGCUCCGUGCGCCCUGGUCUGGGACGAAAGACAACAGAUCGAGCAGAUGCGGUGUGUCAAAAGUGUCUGCAAAAGGGUCACUGGAUGUUUGAGUGCCAAGGCAAGCCAGCAUACGUCAGUCGUCCAAGUCGGUCGAAGCAACUCGCCAACCCUAAGCUGCGCCAGCCGUUUAACACGGACAAACCACCUGAGCGAAGCGUGUUUCAAGCAGGAAGUAAAGCCAUCGAUGAUGGGAAGGCCAAGAAAGUACUCGCCGAGCUCGUCAAGCUCGUCCAGCUCAUCCAGUUCAUCCGAUUCAUCCGAUUCAUCGUCAUCUUCAAGCUCCGAAAGUGA